GCGCCCGCCUCGGGCUCUGCUGCCCUCGCGGGGCCGCGCAGUGAGGCGGAGCGAGGGGGCGGGCCCUCGGCAUCUCCUCCAUCCCCUGGCUGCCGACCGCAGGGAUGUUCCCGGCUCAGGAGGAGGCUGACAGGACCGUGUUUGUGGGCAAUUUAGAGGCCCGAGUACGGGAAGAGAUUCUUUACGAGCUAUUCCUUCAGGCUGGGCCACUAACCAAAGUAACUCUGUGCAAGGACAGAGAUGGGAAGCCCAAGUCCUUUGGCUUCGUCUGCUUCAAACAUCCUGAGUCUGUGUCCUACGCCAUAGCUUUGCUGAACGGAAUCCGUUUGUAUGGAAGACCAAUUAAUGUGCAAUAUCGAUUCGGCAGUUCUCGCUCUUCUGAACCAGCUAGCCAAAGUUUUGAGAGCUGUGUUAAGAUAAAUUCACACAGCUUCAGGAAUGAAGAAAUGGUGGGCAGAUCUUCAUUUCCCAUGCAGUUUUUCCCAAUUGCAAAUGCUGCUUUACCUCAAGAAUAUUUUUUCUUUCAGAAAAUGCCCUGGCACACACACAGUCCAAUGAUGCAGCCUCCUUUCUACGACAUGACAGCUUCACUUCCCAGCGAUGCAUCUGGAUCCUGCUCCUUAAACCAUGCCCCAGACCUUGAGGCUGGACCCCGCUCCUAUGAAUGGACUCACCAUCAGCCAAGUGAACCUGACCUUUAUCAUAGGAGCCAACGAAAGAGGCAAAGGCAAGCCAGUGACUCUGGCAGUAGUUCGGAAGACAAGAGAGGGAGUGAAGGUGGCCAAAAAUGCCGGAAAUGCAAGAGGAAGAAGAAAUACUAGUGAAGAGUAUCCACGCUGCUCUCUCUCUCAAAAUAAAACAAAGAAAACGAAAAAUAAGUCUGUUGUACCAAACUACCCAUUUCUUGGCCACUUUGUCAUUUAAAAAUAAUGAAACUAUGACUCUGUGAUUUGCUAUUCAGUUUUUGCCCUGAAUGAUAAAAGCUUUUCAACAGUAA
Molecule: messenger RNA, 997 nt
Organism: Myodes glareolus (Bank vole)
Lineage: Eukaryota; Metazoa; Chordata; Mammalia; Rodentia; Cricetidae
Gene: Rbm11
Product: RNA binding motif protein 11
Biological process (GO): regulation of alternative mRNA splicing, via spliceosome
Cellular component (GO): nucleus
Molecular function (GO): single-stranded RNA binding
Source: RefSeq, a predicted model, not a curated record